AUCAAUCAUCAAUUGAAGUAUCAAUCAUCACAUUAAAUAAGGAAAUUCAUGUGGCAACUGGGAAACUGUAAAUGUCAAGGUUUUCCACACAUAGAAUGAUAAUGGAGUCUUGCAUGUCAGUAUACUGACUAAUUUGCAUCCUGAUGGUGGACACUGUCAUUGGUGCUUCUGACCAAAUGGUGAUAAUGAGAUGAUUAUGGAAAUGACAGUGGCAACCAAAUAUGCUGAAUCGAUUGAACUUUCCACACCUUCCCCUCUCUCUCCUUCAACACCAUUUCCUUCAAUCCACAAUGUCAGUACUGCUCCGUCACAAAAUGAAAACCACCCAAUGGUACUACCGCCACCAGCACCACCACCACCACCAGUACUACCACCACCACUGCCACCACCAUCAUCACCAUUUCAGUCACCAUCUUCUCCAAGUCUUCAGAAAUCCAAAUUCAAAAAAGUGAACUGGAUCACUAUUCCAAAAGACAGGAUCUUGGGAAAAGACAACAUCUGGACAACGGACAAGUAUGAUGAUGAUUUUCAGCUAGACAUUUUAAUCAUGGAGAAGUUAUUCGAACAGGUGGAGAAAGUUUCAGGCCAUGAGCGAAAGCACUGGAGAAGAUUUAAACACAAUUGCCAAGAUUCCACUGGUGAAAGAAUAUCUCUCCUGGAUUCUAGACGAAGCAUGAAUGUGGGAAUAUUUCUUAAACAGUUUAAAAGAUCGGCGUGGGAAAUUGUAGAAGAUAUCAAACAAGGAACUGCUGAAGGGUAUGGUGCUGAAGAAUUGAAUAAGUUGCUGAAACUACUGCCAGAAACUGAAGAGGUAAAGCGCCUAAAAAGGUUUGAAGGAGACCAGAGUAAACUGUCUGAGGCAGAUCUCUUUAUGCUGCUCCUGGUGAAAGUUCCAAGUUAUUGCUUGCAUUUGGAAGCUAUGAUUCUUAAGGACGAAUUUGAACCACAAAUAAAAUCGCUUAUGACAUCUGUUUGUACAAUGAUAAAGGCUGCACAUGAACUACGGAACUGUGAUGAGCUGCAUGCUAUCUUGAGACUGGUGUUGAAAGCUGGAAACCACAUGAAUGCAGGAGGAUAUUCAGGAAAUGCUGCAGGAUUUCGGAUUGCAUCACUAUUGAAGCUUGCUGACAUUAAAGCAAACAAACCUGGUGUGAACUUAAUACACUUUGUAGCAAUGGAAGCAGAAAAAAGGGACAAGAAGCUUCUUUCUUUCCCAGAUAAACUAGAACACAUUGGAGCAGCUGCCAGGUUAUCCGAAGAUGGUAUAAUGGAGGAACUAAAUAAGCUGUCAAAAAGAGUUGCCUCUCUGCAGACAGAUUUAAAUGAAGAUCCAGAGCUUGAAGCACAGUUGGCUCCCUUUUUACAGACUGCAAAGGAAAAACUGAAAGAAAUAUGGAAAACAAUGGAAUUCUUCCAGAGAAUGAGACAGUCCUUGGUAGAAUAUUUCUGUGAGGAUGAAAAGCUUAAGCUGGAAGAAUAUUGCACUGUUCUCAAAAGUUUCUGUGAAAAAUUCCUCAAAGCAAUUCAGGAGAAUGCAACUCGGGAAAUUGAGGAACGGAAGAGGCAACAAAGAGAGAAGGAAAUGGUAGAGAAGCGGCAUUCGGUAGCUACUUGUUCCUCUAUCGAAAUCGAACUUGGUCAAGAUGAUCUAGAGAUAUCACUUGCUAGAAAACUACAAAGUUACAGCAUGAAGCGAUGGGAGCGCAGAUCUUUUAAGCCUAACUCUCUCUCUCAAGAACAUUGCGCAGAGAAAACAUACCCUUCAGAGGUAGAACGAGACUGUGAUACAAAUGAUUUAAAUAGUGACUUCAGUGAAAAGGAACAGGCAAAUCUCAUGCGAAAUGUGUCCGAAAAGGUUCUGAAGCAACAGCUGGGUCACUGUAUUAUGCAGGUAGGAUAUCCCAUUCUAAAAGAAGGGGUAAAUAUUCUCAACCAGGAAGCUGAGACUAUCAAAGAAACAGCAAAACCCACACAAUUACUUGAAAAAUCCCAACAAAGUCUUCCACUUAUCAAAGAAUAUCCAAAAUUGAUUCAUACAGCUGAAUGCAGAACUCCAAACAAAAGCCUAAAGUCCUCUGAAAAUUUUCCAUUGAAGAAAUCACAUCCUAGUCACUGCUCAAAAUGGAAGAGAGAGGAGCAAAGGGGGGAACAAAAUGCAGCUUCAAAGAGGAAACAAUUUAACCAAUCUUCUCCAACUUCUAAAAAGACUUUUGGUGUUGGAGAGACCAGAGUUGAUCAGAAGAAUCAAUUUGCCAAGAAACCUACUGUGGAGUUAAGCAAAGUUGAAAGCAGGAACUUAAUUACUAACAGAAAAAGCAAAAUAAGCAGCAUCUCUUCAAAGAUCCAGCCAAUUCAACCUCUGAAAGGCCAGAGAACAGCACCAUCUUUACAUAAAGCACAUACAUCUGAGAAACCUCUCUCUCCCUCACCAACUUUAAUACAUAGGAAUUUGCUAAGUCCAGUAAAAAGGAAAUCUAUCACAUCAGGUAUUAAACAAAUAGCUAAAGUAAAGGAGAUAAAAGAGACUCCCAUGGUACCUGAACAGGCAACAAAAGCUGGCAGAAAAUCUAUCCAAAAUCAAAAACUGAAGUGCAGCUCAUCUCAGUCAACAUUUACUAUAACGUCUACAGUCAGCAGCCCCAAGAGUUUAAGCAAAUCAGACAUGGUGACAUCAGGCUCCAGGAUUCCUUAUGCCAAACAAUCUCUGCAACAAAAAAAGCUAAACCCUGGGACAGACACUAUGGUAAAGCACCAAACUGAUUCCCUCAUAAGCAAAGGUGUGAGUCAACGCUCCAGGUCUCUAAAACUGAACAGACAACCAGUGUGGCGAUGAUACUAGCAGGCAACUUGUUUGGCAAUAAUAUUCUACAGUGUUGAGACCCAAUGGAUACGCAGGUUCUUCUAAUCAGUCCAAUUAUCUGGAAUAACAUUUUCUGCCAAAAUAUUUUUACUGGAUAUAAAGGAUAUUUGUGAUGUUUGUCACGAGAUUUUGUGCAAUGUUGUUUGUAACUAGAUUUAAUGAAGAAAAGAAAUAAAAUAAAAGCGAGUCAUUAAAAUGAUAUGUUAUUCAAAAGAACACAAAAAAAGGAAAGGUCUUUUUUAG
Messenger RNA from Rhincodon typus (whale shark), 3103 nucleotides. RefSeq names its product FH2 domain containing 2 (gene fhdc2). The transcript has 11 exons. The record is from RefSeq and is a predicted model, not a curated record. Bases 191 to 2833 code for a protein of 880 amino acids. Lineage: Eukaryota; Metazoa; Chordata; Chondrichthyes; Orectolobiformes; Rhincodontidae.